Aspergillus eucalypticola CBS 122712 is the source of this 1544-nucleotide messenger RNA. RefSeq names its product Zn(2+) transporter ZRT3. The transcript has a single exon. The record is from RefSeq and is a predicted model, not a curated record. Gene Ontology annotation, molecular function: zinc ion transmembrane transporter activity. NCBI's taxonomy places the organism in Eukaryota, Fungi, Ascomycota, Eurotiomycetes, Eurotiales, Aspergillaceae. Gene Ontology annotation, biological process: zinc ion transmembrane transport. The coding region runs from base 209 to 1414 and encodes 401 amino acids. Gene Ontology annotation, cellular component: membrane.
GCCUGUGUCUUGGGAUCGGCCGUCAUUUGUGUGGAUCUUGUUUUACGGCGAUUGUCUCGCCGCAAAAGCUUCCAGAUCGUCCAUAACAAUGGCUUCUUAUCUGCGUCACUGAGUCUGAGCGCGGGCGUCAUGGUAUUUCUCUUUUGACUAGUUGACCCUAACUUUGGUACCAUACUGACCGUGCUAGCUUUACACUUCUCUCUAUAGCAUGCUGCCUACUUCUCAUCGGUACCUGACUCGAGCUGGCUUGUCCCCUUCGCUUGCUGCAUACGUGCUUAUCGGCCUCUUUCUGGCGGGCGCGGUCAUCAUCCGUUUGGCAUCGGCACUAUUGCAUCGCUACAUACCGUCACAUGUCGUCGACUGUGCUCAUACCCAUGAGCCACACCCCACCUCUGAUCAUGGACACGGGGGCAAGCCAGACGGUCAUUCGCACUCCCACGGCCCUAACCAUCUGAAUGAGCGAACUCCUCUUUUGACUCAUAAGUCUUCCCCGGCCACUGUGACCGUCCCCGCUGCUGGCGAAGACCCAGGCGCACUUGUGCGAAGGGAAUCCCUGCAUAUCCGCUUGACACGACGCAUUAGUCGUCUGGUUGGCGGAGUCAAAUCACAUUGCGAUGAGAAUGGUCCUUGUUUUGGCUUCUCGCAGGCGUGCGGGCACGAAUGCACUAAGACUCUCGAGGGACCAGAAAUCUCUGUCCUGGAUGACGGCACCGUGCGCCCGCCGCUGCCGCACCCCCACAGUAUAUCCGUGCAAGUCGACUCGGCACGACUAGAUGAUCUGGAGGCAAACCUGCCAUCCUCGCAAAUCCGACGUCAAGAGGCGAGUUCCUCUUCUUCCCGGACCGGGCUUCUUGACGACCAGGAUAUGGCGCCUGAAGACGGGACUAAGCCGCCACCCAAUCCCCAACACCAUCACCAUGUGCCACAGAACGCCUUUCUCUCCAUUGGUCUGCAGACUUCGAUAGCGAUUGCGCUGCACAAGUUGCCGGAGGGGUUUAUCACCUAUGCAACGAACCAUGCGAGCCCGACUUUAGGUCUCACGGUUUUCUUGGCUCUUUUCAUCCACAACAUCAGCGAAGGGUUCGCCAUGGCCUUACCACUGUAUCUCGCGCUGCAUUCGCGCGGCUGGGCCAUGUUCUGGUCAAGCUUGCUAGGUGGCAUCAGCCAACCUGCAGGCGCGGCGCUGGCAGCUCUCUGGAUAUGGGGUGCUCGACGUGCUAAUGGCGACGACGCCGCUGGCCCGUCCUGGGGUGUCUACGGCGGUAUGUUUGCCGCGACGGCGGGCGUCAUGAUCUCAGUUGCUCUGCAGCUGUUCAGCGAAGGCCUUACCUUAACUCACAAUCGAGGAAUGUGCACUGGGUUCGCUAUUGGAGGAAUGGUUCUGAUGGGGCUCAGUUUCGCCCUGACCGCAUAGUCAUACUAAACGGCGUUGGUGGUAAAAAGUAUUUCAAGAUGCAGCGCAUUCUUAUACUAGAACACUUAGCAUUUCCGGCGUUAAGUUUAUGAUUAGGAACGAGUAACGAAAAACCAAAUAUAUGUCUCAC